Molecule: messenger RNA, 2349 nt
Organism: Darwinula stevensoni
Lineage: Eukaryota; Metazoa; Arthropoda; Ostracoda; Podocopida; Darwinulidae
Source: the annotation of a GenBank genome assembly
AUGAACACUAACUGUUCCAAGUGGAGGUUCUCCUCUGCCUCACAUGACAUCUUAACAUUGAUACGUGAGGGCAGCCAGAGCUGGGGAUGUGUCAGUGGAUCCCGUCUUCCAGUGUUGGCGCUUGUUUCGUCGUGGUGCUUGGUAGCUGACUUUGAAGCAAUGGCUCCUCCAAAAGCAAAAUUGGAAGUUCCCAAAUAUAAGACAGGUCAAGAUAUUGAGGAUUAUUUGAAAGUGUUUGAGUUGAUAGUGGAUGCUAGUGGCCUUACUGCUGAGCAGAAGAAAACUCAGUUUCUGAUUAGCUUUGAGAUAGGAACUUUAUAUCAUAGGUUGAUCCGUGAUGUUCGUGGUGAUGGAUCCUUUGCUGAUGUUAAGGCAAGACUCAUUUCAACUUUCAAAGGAAAGUUUGCAGAGUUUGAUAGCAUGAUUGCUUUCAAAAAGAGGGUUCAGCUUCGAACUGAGUGUCAUCAGGCUGGGCAUGCUCCUCAGCAUUGUCAGGCUCAAUCUCAAUCUGUUAGAUCACCAUCUCAUAGUCCCAAUGGAAAUCCCAGACAAAUGAAUCAAAGGCAGAUGGGGACACCACCUCCACAACAUCGAUUCUCAGUUAUCUUGGGAAUGGAUCUUCUUCAGAAUAAUCCUUUUAUUCUUGACCCACAGAAGCAUGCACUCAUCAAGAGGGUCCUAGCAGACUCAGAUGAUGACAGGCACUUUGUAAAGGCUCCAGUUCCAGUACAUGCCUUAUAUGAUUUUAAAAUUCAACCUGCUCAAGAAACAGCAAUCAGAAUACUGAAUCCAACCCAAUCAAAUGUGAUCAUUAGGAAGAAUCAGGUUGUUGCUGAGUUUGCAGAAGUUGGUGGUGACAUUGAGAACAUGUGGAGAGGAGGGAAGCGUUUUUCCAUCGGCAUAUCUCAUGGGGAGAGUCGAAACACAAAGAUGUUUCAACCAACCGGCUCAUCCAUCCCUGUCAACCCUGAAGCCUAUCUGAUGCCGAUCUCCUUUCUUGUGGUCGGACAUUCCUUCAUUGAGAGGGCUAUGGCUGUAGCUGUCGCCCAACCUGACCGAUUUCCUCGCCUGUAAACAUCUGCUGGGACCCGAUUUGUUGGGCUCCCAGGAGCAACUGCCAAGUCCCUCUUGGACCAUUUGCAGCGAGACAUCUUUACUGGUAGCCGACCCCGUGUUCCCCCACAUGUCAGUGUGCAUUGUGGAGAGAACUAAUUAGAUAAUCGGGAUCUUGCUGAGGAGCUGGGAUUUUAUGUCGAGUGGCAUCUGGACCUUCUUUUCUUUUUCUUGCUGGGGCCCAAAAAAUUGUUGUUAUUAAACCUUACCCUAGGGGUGAGUUUCCCAACCCUGAUAGGGGGAGGAGGGCAGUUGCCAACUUUGAGUCACACUGUUGCACGUACUCUUCUGUCCUUGUGUCCUGAUGCCAAUUACGGUUCGGAGAUCAAGUUAUCUUUGAACAUAAUGCAUACUGACACAUGGCCCCUGACUGCCGUUUUCUUCUUGAUGGGGUUCAUUUGCAACCGGGAGUGCCUCAAAACUUACACACACAUGUUGCAGAGGACUAGGGACCUCCUAGAAAGGCAAUGCCCGAUCACCUCUGGAUCAUCUUUGUAAUUUAUAAUUUUCUUGGCAACCUUGUAAAUUUUUGGUAACCAUAAAAUUUCUCCAACUGUGAUUUCCCUUUUUUGGGUAACCUUGUAAUUUAGCCAAAUUGUAUCACUUUCUCCAGUGCAUUGAAUUUCUGGUUAAUUUGGCUCCAUUAUUCUUGGAUAUAUACUAGGAUGGCUUUGUUUAACUAACUUAGCUUGUUUGAUGGAUGGAUUUGGCUUCAGCUCAUUUCGUGCCCAAUUUUGUUUUUCUCCUUCAAUCAUUCCAGUUUUUGGUCAUUAUGGUGUAAACAAAUGAUCUGGAUGCAAGCUCACUUGAUGUGCUAUAUUGGAUGCUCCUUGUUUGUGCCCAAGUGGCCAUUGCCCAUUUGUUCUUUUGUGCCAAUGUAGCUGUUGAUCAUUUUUGCCCACACAGCUAUUGCUCAUUUUGUGCCUAAGCAGCCAUUUGUUUUUUUUUUGUGUGCCAAAGUGGCUAUCUGCCUUUUGGCUCUUGGAAAAUUUUUUUUAUGUGAUGGCAUUUUUCUUUUAUUUGAUCCAUUUCUCUUUUAUUUUGAAAAUUUCAAGGGCACUCAAUCUUGUGAUAAUACAAGUCUUCUUCACUUGUGGAAAAUGGGUAUUGAACUUUUGAGGACAAAAGCUUGUGAACUGAAAGGGCAUAUGUAGUGUCAUGUGACUGAGGAGCAGACGACAGGACCAGCAUCCAGUGUUGCUGAAAGGGACUAGACCAGCUUUGGCUUUGAGGACA